AUUAGAUGUCCCUGACUGCAGCAACUUUGCUCAGGGCUAGCUGUGACCUCAGAGUGACUACAGCAGGCUCACGUUUUGUAGCAAGUUUAUUCAGAGCAGAAGGGCCCUCUCAGGUCUGACCAGGGCAGUGUGAAACGACCAUGGCCAAGUUUACGGAAAUGGCACCACCGCAGGAUAGUGGGUUCUCUCAUGUUUGGAAAGCCAGUUGUGCAAGAUUAGGAAUAAACUGUCUUGAGCAUCUUCACAGAUCUCACCAAAGCAGGACAUUAGAGGACCUCAAAUGGCUGCCUUUCCUCACAUCACCAUAUUUUUCCUGGUAUUCUCCACAUUGACACAUACUGUUUUUUCAGGUGCACUCAAACACCGUGACUUCUCUAAAUGGCCUAAGCCCCCGUGUAAAAUGUACUACCCCAUGGAACCUGACGAAGACUAUCCCUGUCCGGAUGUGCCUGCGUACGUUUGCGCUACAAACGGCCACACUUACAAGAAUGAGUGUUUCUUUUGUGUCGCUCAAUGGGAACUUAAUAAUGUUGAAUUUCAUAAAUAUGGAAAAUGUGAUUAAUGGAUAACAGAGUACUAUACUCGCUUAUUCUUUUCACUAAAUGCUGAAAAUCAUUUCUUCUGGAAUUUGAGGGUGUGUAAUAACACACUUCUACGCUGCGCCCAAAUUUGGACCAAAUCGGAAACAAAGGAAUUAAACUAA
Messenger RNA from Pteropus alecto (black flying fox), 703 nucleotides. RefSeq names its product serine peptidase inhibitor, Kazal type 13 (putative) (gene SPINK13). The transcript is spliced from 5 exons. The record is from RefSeq and is a predicted model, not a curated record. The coding region runs from base 281 to 562 and encodes 93 amino acids. Lineage: Eukaryota; Metazoa; Chordata; Mammalia; Chiroptera; Pteropodidae. Gene Ontology annotation, molecular function: protein binding.